GGCUGAUGUCAGCCCGCAGUGGGGGCAGGACGGGGCCGCGGCGGAGUUUAAUCCGGAGCCGGAGCUGGAGCGGGCCGGGCUGAGAUGCGCCGCUAGCCCCGGAGCGCGGGCCCUUCCCGGCCGGCGGCCUUUCUCUGGAGAGCAGUGACCCCCGCCCCUCGCUCACAGGCUCCCUGUGUGGAUGGCUGCAGGGCCUUGACUCCCGCCCAGCAUGGAGCCUGACCUCCUGCCCCUCGUCCUCACGGCCGAGCCCUGGGGCUUUAACCAGCAGGCCACGGAGCUGGGGCCAGGCACCCCCGGCCUGGACCCCUGCAGCCGGGACCUGGAGCGUCGCUACCAGGCUGUGCCCGCCGCAGUCUGCGCCCUCUGCUGCCUUUUUGGGGUCAUCUACAGCUGCUUCGGUUACCGCUGCUUCAAAGCCAUCAUGUUCCUGUCGGGGCUUCUCUUCGGCUCCCUGGUCAUCUUCCUGCUGUGCUACAAGGAGCGAGUCCUGGAGACGCAGCUGAGCCUGGAAGUGAGCGCGGGCAUCGCACUGGGCAUCGGGGCGCUGUGCGGGCUGGUCACCAUGCUGGUGCACAGCGUGGGACUCUUCAUGACAGGGCUGCUGCUGGGGCUGCUGCUGGCCACGGCCGCCCUGGUGGCCAUGGAGCCGCUCUACCAGCCACAGAGCCUGUGGGUGCCCGUGGGCAGCCUGCUGGGGCUGGCGCUGCUCUGUGCCCUGCUGGCCCUGCGCUGGCAGAAGCCGCUCACCGUGCUCUCCACAGCCGUCUUUGGGGCCGCCGUCAUCGUGGGCUGCGUGGACUAUUUCGUGGAGCUGCUGGCGCUGCUGGGCUACGUGUAUGACCGGCUGCGCUUGGCGCCCUCGCCCCCCCUCUGCUGGCACAGCUGGGCCGUCCUGGCACUCUGGCCGGCCCUCAGCCUCCUGGGCCUCCUGCUGCAGUGGAAACUGACGGCUGAGGGCUACUCGCACACGGACGUGAUCAUCAGCCGGCGGCAGAAGCGGUUGCAGCUGCUGCGGAUCCGGCAGAAGGAGGCCAAGAAACGGCAGAGCCUCCCCCCGCAGGAGGGCAGCUACCGCCGCAAGCCCAACCCCGUCAAGCGCUACGCAGGCGACGUCCUGGCACCAAGCUACAUCCAGAGCCUGCGGGAUCGCCAGCUGGGCACCGGCAGCGCCACCCACACCGUCCUCGACCUGGACUACGACUGCGGCUCCACCGUGCCCCUGACGGCCCCUGCGCCCGGCGGGCGCCUCUGACCAGGGCAGGGGCUUCACUUCAUUCCACUUGUGCCUUAGGCACGGAGGCGGCAGCGAUGGGGGGAGGGUGGGGAGACCGUUUUGCUGGUGACACUUGACU
Molecule: messenger RNA, 1355 nt
Organism: Gopherus flavomarginatus (Mexican gopher tortoise)
Lineage: Eukaryota; Metazoa; Chordata; Testudines; Testudinidae
Product: transmembrane protein 198-like
Exons: 6
Coding region: 212-1255 (347 amino acids)
Cellular component (GO): plasma membrane; vesicle membrane
Source: RefSeq, a predicted model, not a curated record